AUGGCGCUCGCCAGUGACACCUCGAUGAGAAGCGCCUAUGUGCGGAGUAACCAUUGCCAUUGGCGAUUGGUGCUACUGGCUGGCUGCUUGACUUGCGCCACUCUCUUCUAUAACAACUGCUGCGUGCAAGCAGAGCAAGGAGUGGUGAUGCUUCCAACGUGCGACACUUGUGAUCCAAAUAUGCCAUGCGCAGGACCCGAUCUCAGAACAUGUCCUUGCUUUCCGGGUGAGCGACAAAUACUUACAUUCUACUAUCACAGAGUGCAGGGCACCGGUAUGGUCAGAUGCUACUUUUUUGGAUGUUUUCCCAACAACUCCACAAUGUCUUCCCGCUGCGACGAAUUUUACGCAAAGUGCUGUGAUAUUGGUGGAGACAGCAACUGCUCCUCUUGGACUAAAUCCAUUUUGGCCAAAGACAGUGAAGGAUUGCGUCCAUUGGACAAUGAGAUUGUAUCAAAAUACAGAGGACCUAACCGAACGUGCUGGAGACAUACCAUGCCUACUACCAUGCCAACUACCAUGCCAACUACCUUUACCAUGCCAACUAACCUUACCGUGCCAACUACCGUGCCAACGUCCGUGCUGACAACAUCACCUCUUGAAGGGUCCGCGACAACAGCCACAUCAUAUCUCGAAGGCUCAACAACGACGCCGUCACCACCACCAGCAAUAGAAACGCCACCUCUUCUAGUCACCACAACUCACCCAGUGGAAGGAGCGCAAAAAGAUACGUUCAGGUUUCCGUUCAUCCCCAUCGUCAUAGCCAUAAGCAUGGCAAUCUCCGUUGCUACAUUCGUUGUUGUCUACUUGACGUGCUCGCGAGGCAGACAUGUCAAGCGUGGCAUAACGGGCUGGCGUCAGCUACACUACACGUGUAGCUUGAAGAAGAAGCUAGGAUUACAGGUGCAACCACUUGAUUCUGAAGAUCUGAAUCAGGACCAGCAGCAGCAGCAGUGCGAGAAAGGCAUUUUUGAAGAGAUCUCACUUGGCGACCAAAUUGGAUCUGGCCAGUUUGCUGACUGGCAUCGAGGCAUUUGGCGCGGACAGAUGGUCACGCUGAAACUUUUCAAAGCUACGGCCAGUGAUCAGUUUCGCCGCGAGGUGCAGCAUUCCAGCACGUACAUGAUGCGUCACGAUAGUAUUGCUCUCUAUCAUGAUGCCGGGCAGCGACAAUGCUCUACUACUAUUACUACUACUUCUACUACUACUAAUGAUAAAGAUGCCACUGCUGCUCGUGCGGAAUCUGUCCGCCACAGCUUUCAAGUUCAACCAUGGAUUAUAGUGGAAUACCAUCCCAAUGGGUCUCUGUUCGACUUUCUCUCACGCUACUGCAAUCCCGAUGUACCGGCCGACGAACGUUUAGGCAUUGAAGACAUGCGCCAAAUGACUCUGUCCGUAGUGGCCGGCUUGACACAUCUGCACAGCCACGUGCAGGGCCAGUACUUUGGAUGCAAGCCGUCCAUUGCACACCGCAACCUGAAGAGUAAAAACAUCUUGGUGAAGCAAGAUGGAACGUGCUGUAUCUCAGACUUGUCGCUGGCCAUCAGUCGAGACAACAAAGAAGACGGAGAGCACUAUGUGAAUGAGGCCAGUCUGAUGGUUGGUGACGCGAGGUACAAGGCUCCAGAGGUGCUCGACGGCUCCAUCAGUCGCUCGUCGUUUGAAGAGUUCCGUGCCGCCGACGUCUACUCGCUUGCCUUGAUCAUUUGGGAAUUGGCGCAUGCCUGCUGCCCUGCCAACGGAUCAGCCCCAGCAUACUCAAAGCCCUAUGCCGAUAGCAUUCCUGAAGUCCCGUCUAGUAAAGACGUCUAUGAAGCGGUGUGCAUCAGGAAGUGUCGGCCUCCCUUGCCGAAACAUUGGCUGGAAAAUGAGGUAUGUGGAAGACUAGGGCAGGCACACAUGUAAACAC
Molecule: messenger RNA, 1909 nt
Organism: Sycon ciliatum
Lineage: Eukaryota; Metazoa; Porifera; Calcarea; Leucosolenida; Sycettidae
Product: bone morphogenetic protein receptor type-1A-like
Exons: 4
Coding region: 1-1905 (634 amino acids)
Biological process (GO): activin receptor signaling pathway; cellular response to growth factor stimulus; protein phosphorylation
Cellular component (GO): activin receptor complex; plasma membrane
Molecular function (GO): ATP binding; activin binding; activin receptor activity, type I
Source: RefSeq, a predicted model, not a curated record